Messenger RNA from Blepharisma stoltei, 1083 nucleotides. NCBI's taxonomy places the organism in Eukaryota, Ciliophora, Heterotrichea, Heterotrichida, Blepharismidae. The record is from the annotation of a GenBank genome assembly.
AUGUCAUUAUUCCCCAUCAGUCUUUUCACUCGUCAAAGAACUAUUGAAAGCAAAGGAAACCGUCCAAGAAUGCUCUCUUCUCAAGGAGGAGGCGGAGAUGCUUAUCAAAAAAUCCAAGACUUGCAAGAGCAGCUUAAUAUAGAACGUACAAAAAAUAUUCAAUUACAAGCCCAUCUCCAGCAAGCCGAGAGAUCUUUAGCUCAAAAAGUUAUUGAUUAUCAAACUACAAUAGCUGCCCUUAAAGCUGAGCUAAAAGAAACUCGUAUGGGCCCAUCUCCUAAUUCAGAAAGGACCAAAAGCAGCCUAGAACAAGUCGAUAGCCUUCAUAGAAAACUUAUGAUCGCAAUAUCCAGUUUUAAAAAAGACAUGCAAAAUGAGCUCUUAGACCAAGAAAAAGAUAUUGUUAGGAUUUUUGAUAUGAAAUUAGGGAGAAUCUGUGAAGACCUUGAAGAAAAAAGACAAAAAAAAGUUGAAGAAAUUUCAUCAUUAGUCAAAAAUGAAGGUAAAAUUUCUAAAGAAUUGGAAAUGCUGAGAUCUUCAGCUCAGAUUAUAGAUAGUAAAAAUCUGAGUCUUGAACAAGAAAAUAAGCAGCUGAAAAUUGAAUUGAAAAUUAAAGAAAGCGAAUUACGAGAGUUGAUGGAAAAGUAUUAUCGAGUGAAAAAACAAUAUGAAAAUGAAGAAGAAAAGUUUGAAAUGACAGGGACUAUGAGGUCAGUUUUCACAGCAAACUCUCCGAAAUCAGUUACAAGACAAAUUGAAACUGCUUUAACAAUAAAUAAUCCACAGAUUGAAAGAUAUGAAGGAGUGAUUGCAAGACUGAAGAAAUUACUAGAAAUAGAGAGAAAAAAUUUAAGAGCUGCAAGAACUGCUUAUACAAGAGAGAUUGAAUCAAAAACUGAAGUAGAAAUGAUCCUAAGAAAAUGCAUUGAAAAUGUUAGAAAUGAAAUAAUUAAGAAAAGAGGAAUGUACAAAAAAAGUGAGGCUGAAGAAAGAGAAAUGGUAGUGGAGCAUUUAUUGAAUUCAGAAGAAGUACUUACAAGUAUUUAUGAUAAAGCUUUUCCAAGGAGUAAUGGAUCUCUUUAA